AUGCCAAAAUCUUCUCCAACCCGCAAUCGGCGCUCGAACGACCAAGCAAACGAUCAACACCACCAAGUGCCCAAACCAUGUCACACUUGCGCUAGAGUCAUUACACCGCGGGCCAAAUGGGAGCGUAAUUGGGAUGAGAUUCGCUUCUGUUCAUCGAGCUGCAAAUCCCAAAGACCAGGAAAGCUGGUCAGAUGGCAGGCAUCAGACUCAAGUGAGGCUAAUUUCCUCGCUACGCCCUCUGCACUGUCCAUCAGCACCACACACGAAGCGGAUCUCUUUGUCACUGAUCUGGAGGCCUGGGUGGAAGCGGCGCUGUUUGAAACGGCAAAGAAGAGCGCAGAAGGCAGACUCGCUACUUGCGAGGACGUGGAGGCUCGCUUGACAGGUGAACUCGAUGCUCUUGCGCAUAAUGUGGCCAUUUCUACAGGGCAACAGGAAGGACCCACAAUUGGAGCGGAUCCCGACAACUGCCGCCAGACUAGAGACCACCCCUUGUCCUCUGCCCUGCGUGCGCCUCCAGGGCAAAGGGAGCGCGUUCGCCGAGCAGCUCGCAGACUUGCCAUUCUUGAAUCGAGUCUUUGGGCACUUGCGCGCCUUCAACACAUCACGUUCAAAGGCCACGUCCAGCUGUUCCAAAGAAAUAAACAGCUCACAAGUUUAGAAGACGUCAGCUUUGCCAAAGGCCCAAUUGGACUGCAUUGGAACGAGAAUGACGCGGUGGCGCCUCCAUGA
This is a messenger RNA of Ceraceosorus bombacis, 732 nucleotides long. The record is from the annotation of a GenBank genome assembly. NCBI's taxonomy places the organism in Eukaryota, Fungi, Basidiomycota, Exobasidiomycetes, Ceraceosorales, Ceraceosoraceae.